ACAUGGCGCCGAGAUGAAGGUGGGAAAGACGGACGGGGUGUUCAAAUCUUUUGUGAGGAGCGAAGGAUCAGUGCUGAGUGCUGAGAAAGGAAAACUCUGAGCCGAGAGACAGAGACGCGCCGCGGUUAUUUCGACGACCAGAGUGUUUUGAGUCCAGUCCCAACGAGAGACUGUUCUCUGGCCAAACUGUGCUGUGAUGGAGAAGCCAGUCUUACAGACGCACCAUUCUGUGCUGCCGUUCUUCGAUACAGCCCAUGCUGUCAACCUGCUGUGCGGCAUUCACGAGCUGCGUGCCGAAUGCAAGUUUUUCGACGUGACGCUGUGCGCUGAGGGAAAGGAGUUCCACUGCCACCGAACCGUUCUAGCCGCUGCCAGUACCUACUUCCGUGCUAUGUUUGCCGGUACGCUCCGCGAGAGCGCUAUGGACAGAGUGGCACUACACGAGGUCUCUGCUGAGCUGCUCGGCCUUCUUGUAGACUUCUGCUACACGGGCCGUGUGACCAUCACAUGUGACAACGUGGACGUGCUGCUUAAGGCGGCUGACCUUUUUCAGUUCCCGUCAGUCAAGGCAGCGUGCUGCUCUUUCCUGGAGCAGUGCCUCGAUGUCUCCAAUUGCCUGGAGAUCCAGGACUUUGCUGAGGCCUAUGCCUGUAGUGAGCUGGCCAUUAGUGCCCGCCGCUUUGCACUCAACAAUAUUAUGGCUCUGGCCAAGGGCCAGGAGUUUGAGCGUCUACCCUGGAAACGCUUAUUGGAACUCGUAUCCGAUGAUGCAUUACGUGUGGAUAAGGAGGAAGCAGCUUACCAGAUGGCGGCACGCUGGGUUAAUGCUGACCCACGGAGACGGCUCCAGUACUGGCCCGAGCUCCUGCAGCAGGUUCGCUUGCCUUUCGUUCGACGCUUCUUCCUGCUUGCCCGCGUCGAGAGCGACCCACUUGUCUAUCUGACACCAGAAUGUCUUCGCCUGGUGGGCGAGGCCCGCAGCUUCCAGUCAGGAGAGUACGACCGGCAUGACCGUCCAUGCCAGCGCAUGCGCCCUCGUCCUUCUACCGGUCUCGCUGAGAUCCUGGUUGUGGUCGGAGGUUGUGAUCAAGACUGUGAUGAACUUGUGACCGUCGACUGCUUUAACCCACAGACAGGCCAGUGGAGAUACCUGGCCGAGUUUCCUGACCAUCUUGGAGGAGGCUACAGUAUAGCAGCAUUAGGCAAUGAUGUGUAUGUCACAGGUGGUUCUGAUGGCUCACGCCUCUAUGAUGGCGUGUGGCGCUACAACUCGAGUGUGAAUGAGUGGACCGAGGUGUCGCCCAUGCUCAAGGCCCGCGAGUACCACAGCUCCUGUGUGGUGAAGGGCCAGCUCUACGUGGUGGCCUUGGACAGCACGGAGCGCUACGACCAUGCCCUGGACUGUUGGGAGCCACUGGCACCCAUGCUGCACCCCAUGGACAACUGUUCAACAACAGCAUGCGGUGGGCGUCUCUAUGCCACCGGCUCGUUCACUGGUGAGGACACCAUGGCCAUCCAGUGCUACGAUGUCGACACUAACCGCUGGAACCUGGUCAACUGUGGCCAGCUGCCUCCUUGGUCCUUCGCCCCCAAAUCGGUGACUCUCAACGGACUCAUCUACUUUGUGAGGGAUGACUUGGCAGAAAUUGACAUCUAUGAUCCACAGAAGAAUAAAUGGGAUACCAUUAGCCCAAUGAACCAAGUACAUGUGGGUGGUAGCGUGGCAGUUCUGGGAGGACGCCUCUAUGUGUCUGGUGGCUAUGACAACACAUUUGAGCUGUCUGAUGUGGUUGAGGUGUACGACCCCGGCGCUCGUUCAUGGAGCCUGGCCGGCCGCCUUCCCCAGCCCACCUUCUGGCAUGGAAGUGUGAGUAUCUUCCGCCAGUUCAUGCCCCUUGUGCCGGUCGACAUACCCGAGGUAGACGACACCUACUUGCACUUGCACCGUCCCCAUCGCCACCACCAGGCUCUUCAAGAGCUCAACAACGAGCUUAACCAGAACCAUCGCAAUCGGGAGGUGAACCAGGCACACUGAUGUUACUGUUGAACUCGAUACUAAAUGCACACUUUACCAUAUUCACCUCAUCGGAGAGCGAGGAACAUGAACAGACAGUUCCUUCUUCUCUCCUUGCUUGCCUCUUUAAAUUCAUUUCCGUUAUGCUUUGGCCAGAUGUGUCUGGGAUUUGUGCUGACACCAACAUAUUUCUCGCUACACUACUCCUAAUAUCAGCAUUAAAAUUAAAUGAAAUGAAAAGCACUGAACUGCAUGAUGUACACUAGUUCAGAAUAAUACUUCAGAAAAGCUGGAAGUAAUUAGAUAAAAGCGCUGUGAUGCUUUAAUAAAAAUGCAUAUACAUGUUAAAAACGUGUAUUCUACCUACAUUCAUUGGAUAUGAGCAAUCGGGUGCUCUGAUUGGCUACUCUACUACUAGGAUAUCAGCUCAUAUACCGUGAGUAGAGGAAAACAAAAUGGCAGAGCUGUUGCUGAACCAGCCGAGGAUGAAAUAAACACUACUCAAAAACAAAACUCCAAAAAUGCAAAAAAAAAAGGAUUUGAUACAUUUUAUCUUUUUUCAAUAAUUAGCAUUAUUAUUAUUAUUAUUAUAGCAUUUUUCACAAAUUGCUACUGUCAUUUCCAAAGUAUUAUCUAGAAAUGGAGAAGUGUGUGAGUGGGGUCCGGGGGCAUGCUCCCCCAGGAAAAUUUCAAAUAUUGACACAAAUUUGGGGUCCUCUGGUGCAAUCUUGGCAUGAAAAAGCAGUUGGGAGAAGCUCUUAAGAUGAGGUGAUUUCGGUAGCGAAUUUCUGAAAAAGGAAUCGGUCAACUCAAAUCAUUUCAAGAAUAUUGUUUUUAAGAUAAUGACGUCUUGCUCGCCGUAGACUCUGGUUCAUGUGCCAUCCUUCUCCUGCUUGACCUGAGUGCUGCAUUUGACACUAUAGACCACAAUAUUCUGUUGGCUCACCAACAUGACAAAGUAGGACUGCAAGGCCCAGUCCUGAACUGGUUUAGAUCCUAUUUGGAGGAUAGAACCUUUUGUGUUAAAGUAGGCAGCCAGUCUUCCUCCACUGCUGCAAGUAAAUAUGGUGUCCCCCAAGGAUCCAUUCUAGGCCCCCUGCUUUUCUCCCUUUACAUGCUGCCCCUGGGCUCUAUCCUCGAGAAGCAUAACAUUCAAUAUCACUGCUAUGCCGAUGAUACACAACUCUACCUUCCCUUCAUUCCAAAUUGCACUUCCACCCUCAACAAACUGUUUAGCUGUCUUGAGGAUAUUAAAUCUUGGAUGGCACGCAACUUUUUGCAACUUUAAUGAAAGCAAAACUGAAAUCAUUCUAUUUGGCUCCUCCUCCUCUGUUGCUAGCCUUGGUAAUGCACUUGGUCCUCAUUCGUCAAACCUACAUAGCGUAGUCAGAAAUCUGGGCGUUUUACUAGACAGCUCCUUAAAUUUCAACAAGCAAGUCAGUAGCGUGGUUAAAGGCAGCUUCUAUCAAUUAAGAACCAUAGCCAAGCUGAAACCCAUUCUAUCCCCAACAGACCUUGAAACAGUCAUCCAUGCAUUCAUCUCCUCCCGUUUAGACUACUGUAAUUCCCUGUACAUCACGGGCGAUUGCUCUAAGACAACGAGGGAGGCUCAGCCUCCUCUAAAAAUGACGAACAUCGUGUAGGAUGAAUUGCGCUAGGCUUAUGUUGUAGCCGACCUUAUAACAUUGCUAUUUCAGAUCCAGAAUCAUAGAAAUAUAUGUGCUCAACCCAACUACAGUGCGAAAUCAUUACGUUAUAAUUUUCCCCAGUUCGCCUAAUGUGUGCGUGAGUUUUUCCCCCUCGUGACAGCGCGAUGCAGCCCAGCCUCAGUGGACUUCAAUGGCAUUUGUGAGCUAUGCACUUUUCAAUCUCAAAAUGCAAGAUGGUUAUUGGACAAAUACUGCGAAAAUGCCCGCCCACGGGCUCCGAGCCUCACAGUGGGAGGGACGUGGCAGUUUCCGCGAGGAGACUGGUGAUUUGGUGAAAGCGGCCAGAUAUUUUCUUUGAUUGACAGCUCGUUUCAAAUAUAGACAGGCAGCGGUGAAUUUCAGUUCAGUCCCAUGCGGAUUCGCAAGUGCUGUGGUGUAUUCUAAGAGAUCAGCUUACAUUUCGGUUUCAUUCAUUACAUACGGUUUCUACCAGCUUUUUUUAGUUUGUAUAUAUUUUCAUUGUAAAUAAAGUGUAGUGUUGUCAAGUUUGCUAUCUUAGUUCCAGAAAUUUUGUUUAUUUGAGUGACUGAACUUGAACUUGAGGGGGCUAGUCAGCUAGCAAGAAAGCUGUGCACGGAUGCCAAGCAUUGCUGAUUUAAUUUUGGCGAAGCCAUUUGCCAGUCUUCCUUUCGAGGAAAAAAUUAAAAUUAAAGAGCAGGGUAGACCAACGCCUCAAAUUGACUUGGUGAAAAAGGUAGGGAAUAAUACUCGUUCCUUUCAGCUCUCCUGGUACGAGAAAGUGAAUUGGCUAACAGCAAGUGACCCACAUCAACAACAGUAAAUAGGCUACUUUAGUAAUAUGUCAUGGAUGGACCAAAAAUAUAGAAUCUAUUUAAAAUGUUUAUGCUGAGUAUAUUAUAUUGGAGUAUAUAUUUUUCUGGAUAUGAAUUAAACACAGCUACAAUUUGGAAAACAUUUUUAAACAAAAACACAGCCGAGAACAUUUCAUACUACAGACCUGGAUUAAAAGUGAAGGGUUAUCAAAAUUGUCAAUAAAACAUUUCUCAGUCAAAAUAAGUAAAAUAUAGGGAAAGUGUCAUUGAAUGAAAUGUGUCGCACCCAGCUCUAUGUUUGGCUCCCCGAGGUCAGUGCUUGUGCCUAUUCCAGAACACUCUGCUGUUACUGCUGAGGUUCCUGACAAAGAGCUGCUUUCAAUAAUCAAUUUUUAAACAACAUGCCACAAUUUUAAAAUAUAAAAUGUUAAAAUAUACCCCCCCCCCAACACCACCAUCAUGUAUAUUGGACAGUAGGCUAAUGGGCCAAAAGAACAUGUUAUUUCACAGUUUGUGACCCUGCCAACAAUCAGCCAGAUCAGAGGCAAGAGUAUGGGCAAAAUUGAUGCGUUUUUUUCUUUUAAAAUCUGGAAAUAUCGUAACCGACCAGCCUCCUGUUUGAAAGACUACCAGCCGCCACUGCUGUACAUAGGUGUGUCACAAUCAAAUCUCAACAAACUCCAGCUUGUACAGAAUGCUGCUGCCAGGCUCCUUACCAACACAAAAAAGAGGGAACACAUUACGCCGAUUUUAGCUCAGCUCCACUGGCUUCCAGUUAAAUUCAGAAUUGAGUUUAAAAUUUUACUUUUUGUUUUUAAAGCCCUUAAUGGUUUAGCCCCACCAUACAUUUCUGAACUUCUGCACCCAGGUCACUCAGGUCACAAAAUCAAUCACUCCUUACCAUCCCACAUUCACGCCUCAAAACCCAUGGUGACCGAGCUUUCUCUGUAGCUGCUCCAAAGCUUUGGAAUACCCUCCCUCCACACAUCAGAUCCUCCCCUACAAUUACCUCUUUUAAAUCCAAUCUUAAGACCUAUUUUGUCUCGCUUGUUUUUAAUUCAGACUGACAUCUGGUUUUAUUUUAUUUACUUACUUAUUUUUGUUGUUGUUGUGCCACCAAUAACCACACAUAAUCUUGUGUAAAUAUAUGGUGUUAUUGCCCAUGUUAAGAUUCCUUAGCUAACUUUUUUGUGAAGCACUUUGGCUCAACCCCUGUUGUUUUUAAAUGACUUGACUAUUCUUUAUUUUUUGCCAUUUUAUAGCACAUGUAGCCUUUGUGCCUAAUUGUGCAAUCCUGAUUAGCAUGGUGUGAUACAUUGGUAAUGGCUGUCCCAACCGCCGAAGCUAACGUUUUGAGCGUGUGUAAACAUUGGACAGGAUUCUACAGAAUAUCUGAAGUAGCUGGUUUUAAAAAAAAAAGUAGUAGGCGGCUAAUGCUAGUGGGGGCUAUCCCCCCAAAAAAAUUUUGAAAAUUACAUGCCUUCUGGUGCGUUCUCAGCGAAUGCUAACCAUUUCCCUGUAAAAUACUUGCAAAAUAUGUAUGAAAUUUCCCUCCAUGUGUGUGCGCACGCACGUGCUUGGCUUUCUCAAUUCCCCUCUGAUGUACGCUGCCUGGCUCUGUAACAUAACUACAUGCACUAUGGCAUGGUCCAGGCUCAGCCAAUCCAAGCGUGAGAAUUGAUCAACAAAUAUAGCGCCGCUUCCGGUCAUGACUUGAAUCGAAGACAAUUUCGUGGUGACAUAAUUGGAUUUGCAGCAAAUGAUGGGCAGUGGAGACGACGUAAAUUGCUUGAACUUUGAAAGGCAAGUUUUUGUUUUUUUCUGGGCUUGAGUAGCCGGUGCAGACUGUCUCUGUAGGUGGAGAAAACUGCCGGUCACCGGUGCUUCUGGACAUCUCCGAUUAAAGAUUUCACAUAGGUCUCAGAUGAGGUUGCAUGAAAAGUUCUGUGGCUUCCUCAAAUGGGAAGCCCUCAAUGGCUAUCCUGGCGCAGCUUAGAUGAAGAAGGCAGUCUAAUGUACAGAUGCUGAGUUGGUUAUGAAGGCCAACCUUUAUUCUGUUGCUACAGCUGAACCUGGCUGUAGUAUGAAACAAGGAUUAUGGUUGGUUGCUGUGCCGUGCGUUGGCCAAUGGGCGCACGCGAUCAGUUCUGAGCAGCAAAUCGCAUCCCGUUUCAGAAAUAAGGGAGAGUAAACAUUGUACCGGAGAAAGAAAAACACACGUGGGAUGCAGAUUUAUUGUGAUGUUCGGGCUCCCCACUCGUCCAUUGGCGUUUAUUUUGAUCUGCCAGUGCAUCUAACGUUGCUUGUUUUUGUUUCAUUGUAAUUUUCUCAGAUAGGAAUUUUGAAGCCCGUCGUUGCAAAAAAUUACCCGUUGGCUGUCAAAGAUGGGUCGACGGGUCUCUAGAUAACACAGAGGUCAUUUCGCUGGUUUGUUUACAUUUUAAGCGGAAAUGAUUUUGUCAGACGUUUUGUAUAAUGUAUCAAAUUUGCAAAAAAAUAAAAAUACUCUUUCUCAAAAUCCAGUGAAAUGUGGAUAGAAUAAAAGUUAUUCUACUCACUUUUGUCAUACAUGGCUUAUAGCCAGCUUGGUGCUACGCACCUUGUCGGGUAUCUGCUCAUGUACGACUCGAUUUUGUGGAAUAACUGUUUAUAUAUUUACGACUGUCUGCAUCACAAGUACAUGACCCGAGACUUUCUAUAUCAAGAUACCAGGUGUUAAGUUUAAGUAAAGAUAACAAAUACUCCUCCAUGUUAAUAUUUAUUUAGUGAUGCGUCAGCCAAUAUGCAGAAGCCACAUGGGUAACAGUAACCAGCCAACUCCAACCGAUUCUUCUCCAGCUUGUACAAUCACCAUUAGCACCAAAACCCUGUUUUCCAAGACCCAAAUCAUCACCCCACAGAAUGCAUCAAACUACAUUUCAGUGAACAGGCUACACGUUUCCGUAGUCACCUUAAUGCAUUUAGGUUACAUUGUUAACAAUGAAAAUGAAUACAUCCGUAAAUAUUAUGUGAAAAAUAACAGAUGUGAGUCAUUAGAUGAUUUAAAGACAUGCACUAUCAGCUUCCUGGAUGACCUGUUGGAUGCUGCUCAGCUGAAACUGUUGAUUCUGGAAAUGAGAGAGAGAGAGCGUGCAGCACAGAAGCCCAGAGCUUUCCUCACAGUUGACUUUAGACUUAAUUCGGCUAGUCUGAAAUAUUUUCAUGCUAACAAACUCAAUUUAGCCUCCUUUCUUUAUCGUUCUGACAAGUGUAUAGCUCUCCACAUCAGCGACGAGCGAAUGGAUUAGUUCUCUAAUCUGUGUAACCCCUAGUGCUUAAUAUUUGAUGUGAAGUUAGUUUGUUUUACUAACCAUCUCCACUGUAGAGCUCAUCUGUCCAAAAGCGAUUAUUCCAGACAUGAUGAGCUUAGUUUAAAUGUAGCAGCCAUUGUAAUCGGAGGCUCUUCCUUUCUUGGCUACUCUCCCAUAAAAGCAAACUAUGAUCAGCAUUUUUCAGAUAUUACAGUUAUGAACUUCAGCGUUCUUCACAAACUAAGGCCUGAAGAUGCUUACAUGUUGCUCUUACCCCUAUGAUUUCUUUGACAAACAGUCUGGCCUUGGGGUCAGUUUGUUAAGAAUUCUUCUUAAGAUACAGGAGAUCGCUAAACCACAAGCUGCUGGAAUCUUUCGCAGUGUUCUCCCAGAGCGGUUUUGCGUUUCUGGGCCGACCCGCCUUAAUUUCAUGCUGACAUGCUAUUUUUUUGCUCCGACACUUGCUGGAAAAUUGUGUCCAGUUCCUAUCUUGUGAUGUUUGGGGCAUAUUUUCAAGGAAAAUCUGUGUUUUGGGCCGGUUUGCUGGAAUAAUGCACUCAGGCAGACUGGAAAUACCUCUGGGAAAUCCCCAGUCACAACACCACCCUCGAUCAUUUUGCUACUGCACUGGUACCAUGACGCUUCAGUACGUGGUCGAGCUCGUGGUUUAUGGUUUUUGUGUGGUGGGUAUACAUCUCCAUGUUUCAAUCAUGCCGAAGAAAGGCGUGAAUGGCGCUCAGCGUCCCAUGGGUUUGUAUUUUUGACAGCUAAAUGAGAGUAGGACAGAAGAUCCAGAAAGAGAAGAGGAAAGAAGUGAAACUGAAGUUUGAAGUAUUAAGUAGGCCCAAGUAUAAAAGUGCUACUCAAGAUUGUGGCAUUUGUGCAGUAAAUGCAGUCUUCAGGGGUUUUUUUUUUUAACCCCCCCCCCUUUCAACUGCAACAGAACUCCUUUAAACUUUUGGUUAGUGGUGUUCUGGCAGUGGUUCCAGUAAUAAAACAGCAUUAUUAUAUUCUACAUUGUUGUCAGAUGAUGACUUUAUUUGUUGCUCAUGUGAAACCCAUGCUGCAAACCACCGUAUCACAGACCUCCACUUGUAGCAACCUUUUCAACCAUAUUAACAGUAAAAAGUGUCAGUGCCACUAUAAAAUGCUCUUAAAAGUCACCACUUGCCAACAAAUGGGCUCCCUUUUAUCAAAAUUUUCCAGGGGAGCCCCUCUCCAAACAAGAGGGGGGGAACCCCCCUCUCAUACUCUUCCUCCGCGCGCCUUUGGCGGGCUGCCCAAAAGUUAUGGCUUUUAUUUUAAUCCUGGGGAGAAUACGGUUUUGUUUCAUUGCAUGGUGUGAACAUGCUGUAGUUUGAAAGAUUGAUUCUAGACUACUAGACUGCCAAGAGUUUUGUUUUUAUAGACAUGGCCACACCUCCUGAUGAUCAGCUAAUCAGGUAUUUUUGAUGAUUAGCAGUUAAUAAUAAUAAUAAUUCUCGCUGACUGUUAUAAUUUACGUGGACACACACAGAGGGUACUUACUUUUGCCCACGCUAUUUUUGUCCUAUUGCAGGUUGGCUGACGUAUCAAAUUUUCAAUACGGUUGUCAAUAAAAUACAGUAGCCGUACAACAUUAUUUCCUUGUAUAUCGCAAAUAAGGAUGGGAUAAUGUUCUGAUGACGUAAUAUGACGUUCUGCGGUGUAGACAAUGUGCUAAUCCAGAGAAUAGGCACGUAACGACUCACCCAAUUCACAAUUCGAUUCCAUUCACAAUGUCUGGUUCAUGAUUCAAUUUUCCUCACAAUAUUUUUGAAAAACAAAAAUGAAUCUUUUUAUUUCUAGAAAAUGCAACAUUUAUUUUCUUAUUCUUUAUCAACGUAUUCCUUUUGUUAAAGUAAAAAUGUUUGUUGAUAUGAAGAAAAUAAAACAAUACUUUACCCAUGUUUUGACUAAACACACAUUAAGUAAAAUAUUCCUUUUAUGAAAAAUGAAGGUCAACAAAUCGGCCUUUUCGUAGUAAACUUUUAUUAAAUAUAAUGUGGGGGGGAUAUAGCUAUCGCUCUGUCCGUCCGUAAACAUUUUAGUUUGCGGAGCACAACUCAGAAACUAUUAGGAAGUAUUUUUCACGAAACCUGACAGUUAAGUGACUAGAGGAGUUGUGCCUUUUGACAUUUUGGGAGUUCUGUGAUUUUCUUCAACUGCAGUCCUAAAGUUAGCAAGUCAACUGUAGUCCUCAGCCAUAAAAGCAUCCAGGUGUCCUCCAGGUGUGACUUUCAACUGUCCACAUGGGGCCGUCCUCCACAGGAGCGAUGCGAUGGGACUCCAACCAGACACGGCACCAGGAUGGAUCAGGCAGGUCUGAGGGGCAGAAGAGGCCAGCAUCUCGAUCCCAGGACCAACAUGUACCUCAGAGGGACAGAUUUUUUUUUUUGGGGGGGGGGAGAAAACACAGGUUGUUAGGUAUGGCCCAGUGUCACCUGAAUAAGUAGGAACAGUAUACAUUUUGCGCUGAGUACAAGCAGGGACUCCGGCAACUAACUAUGACAGCAUAACUAAAAGGGGAGAGCCAGAAGGUAACACAGGCAUGAGGGAGUCCCGGGACAUAAAGCAGCAGCCACUACACCGUCAACAAACUCGAAUCAGCAAGCGAGUGGGGACUGACAGCAUCCAUACAUCCCAGUUUACCAAAACACACUGUCUGAGGACCCUCCAGAUCUACUCCUUUACCUCAUAAACACCAUUAACAAAAGGCUUGACUAAACAGAUAUGUUUUCAGCCUUGACUUAAACGCUGAGACUGUGUCUGAUUCCCGAACACUACUUGGAAGGCUGUUCCAUAACUGUGGGGCUUUGUAAGAAAAGGCUCUGCCCCCUGAUGUAGCCUUCACUAUAUGAGGUACCAGCAGAUAGCCUGCACCUUUUGAUCUAAGUAGGCGUAGCGGUUCCUAGAGGAGCAGAAGUUCACUCAGGUACUGUGGUGCGAGACCAUUUAGUGCUUUAAAGGUCAAUAGUAGUAUUUUAUAAUCAAUACGAAAUUUAACUGGGAGCCAAUGCAGUGUGGAUAAGAGGGGUGAUGUGGUCAUAUUUUCUAGUUCUAGUAAGGACUCUUGCUGCUGCAUUUUGAACUAACUGGAGCAUGUUUAUGCACUUAUUGGAACAUCCAGACAGUAAGGCAUUAUAAUAAUCCAACUUGGAGGUAACAAAAGCAUGAACUAGUUUUUCUGCGUCAUGUAGUGACAUUAAGUUUCUUAUCUCAGCAAUAUUUCUGAGAUGAAAGAAAGCUAUCCGGGUAAUGUUAUCAAUGUGAGUUUAGAAUGAAAGACUGGGGUCAAUAAUCACUCCGAGGUCUUUUACUGCUGCACGGGAAGAAACAGAAAGGCCAUCCAGAGUUACUGUGGAAUCAGAAAACUUGCUUCUAGCUGUAUGUGGUCCUAGCACAAGUACUUCAGUCUUGUCAGAGUUAAGCAGAAGGAAAUUAAUAAGCAUCCAGUGUCUAAUGUCCUUCACACGUUCCUCAAUUCUAUUAAGCUGGUGUCUCUCAUCAGGUUUUGCAGAAACAUACAACUGUGUGUCAUCAGUAUAACAGUGGAAACUAAUACAAUGUUUACGAAUAAUAUCACCCAGAGGUAAUGUAUAUAAAGAAAAAAGCAGUGGACCCAAGACAGAACCUUGUGGAACACCAAACUUUACCUCAGUAUAUCUAGAAAAAUCACCAUUUAUAUCAACAUACUGAUAGCGAUCAGUUAAAUAAGAGCUGAGCCAGGAGAGGGCCGUUCCCUUCACUCCCACAACAUUUUCUAGUCUAUCCAGAAGAAUGGAAUGAUCAGUGGUAUCAAAUGCUGCACUAAGGUCAAGCAACACAAGCAGUGAGACACAGCCCUGAUCAGACGCCAACAGUAGGUCGUUUACUACUUUAACCAAAGCUGUCUCUGUGCUAUGAUGAGGUCUAAAUCCUGACUGAUACAUUUCAUGGAUGUUAUUCCUAUGUAAAUAUGAGCAUAACUGCUGUGCCACAGCUUUUUCAAGGAUCUUGGAGAUAAAGGGGAGGUUUGAUAUUGGCCGAUAAUUGGACAGCUGACAGGGAUCAAGGUCAGGUUUUUUAAUCAGGGGUUUGAUAAUUGCUAAUUUAAAGGAUUUGGGUGCAUAGCCAAUCCUAAGAGAAGAAUUUAUUAUUUUUAGAAGCGGUUCAAUUACUUCAGGUAUUAUCUGUUUGAAUAGAUGUGUAGGUAAGGGAUCUAGUACACAAGUUGAGGCUUUUGAUGCGGAGAUUAAUGAAAGUAAUUCAGUUUCUCUAAGGGGAGUAAAACAUUCUAAUUGCUGAUCUGAUACAGUUAUAUUGUUAACUACAGGGUCACUUGCAUUGUCUGACCUUAAAUUAGUAGUUUGAAUUUUUUGUCGGAUAUUCUCAAUUUUGUCAUUAAAAAAAUUCAUGAAGUCGUUGCUACUACAUACUGCAGGUGUGCAUGUGUCUAUAGUGGACUUAUUCCUGGUUAAUUUUGCCACAGUAUUAAAUAGGAAUCUAGGGUUAUUUUUGUUAUCUUCUAUUAGGGAGAAGAGAUAUGUUGAUCUCGCAGCACUAAGAGCUUUUCUAUACUUCAGGAAGCUCUCCUUUCACGCUAAUUUGAACACUACCGAUUUUGUUUGAUGCCAUUUACGUUCCAAUUUUCGAGUGGUCUGUUUUAAAGUGCGAGUGUCAAUUAUACCAGGGUGCUAAUUUUUUUUUGUCUCUGACCAUUUUCCAUUUAAGAGGAGCUACAUUAUCUAAAGUAUGGCGGAACGUUGACUCUAAGCAUUCAGUUGCCUGAUCAAGUUCUGCAGGGGCUGACAGUGACCCAAUCAAAGUUGAUAACUCUGGGAGAUCAUUUAUAAAGCUCUGUGCAGUAGUUGACAUGAAUGUACGUUUAAUACAGUAGCGUGGUGAGGUGCAUAUAUUAUUACUCAGACAUAUUUUGAAUGAGAUGAGAUAAUGAUCUGAUAACUUGAGACUGUAGAAGUAUGACCUAUAUUUUCUACGUUUGACCCGAAUGUUAGUAUUAGAUCGAGGGUGUGACCACCAUUAUGGGUCGGUCCUAUGACAUUCUGAUUAAUCCCUACUGAAUCUAGAAUGGACACAAACGCUGUUUUCAAAGGGUCUUCUGGGUUAUCGAAGUGAAUAUUAAAAUCUCCGACAACUAAAGCUUUGUCUAAGGAAAUAACCAGAUCUGAGAUAAAAUCUGCAAAUUCAGAAAGAAACUCAGAAUAUGGCCCCGGGGCCUGUAAAUAAUAAGUAAUGGAAUUAACUGGGUAGACUUAUUUUUCGAGGCUACAUACAUUAUAUAUAAAAAAGAAAGCGACAGUACAAUAAAAAUGAAGAGGAUACUGGAAAAUUAUUUGUAGAAAAAAAAUGUAUAAAAAAAGAUUAGUAAUUAACGCCAACACUCGCGGAAAAAAAAGACCAAGAAGUGCGUAGCACAGAAUGCGCAUGCGCCAAGUGACGUGUAUUCCUGCGAUUGUACAUCAUUGUGCCCUCUGCUGUCUAAACAACACAAUUACAGCUAUAAAAAAAAAAAACUAAGCUUAUGCAGCCUAAUAAUAAAUUUUUUUUUUUCAAUUGAGGGUCAUAAAUUUUGUAUUAUGAUUUAUCGUUACAUGCCUAAUAGAGAACGUUACAGGACUCUGGUUGUAUUAUUUGAAUUUUUCCAUUCACUCGUGUGAUGUAAUUGUCCUUUCCCCUUCAGUGAGUGAGUUUGUGCGUGUAUGUGAAUUUUAUUGGAGUUUGAUCAGAGCACUGCUUUAACUAAAAUGCAGAACAGGAUUGAGCUUCCGUAUCACUGUAGCAAGGAGUCAAAAUUCAUCAAUGCUAUGGCUGAACUAUAAAUGUUGGCGCCUUGGUUAAAAUUAGUAUUAUUUUUCAUAUGCUUUAGUUUUUUUAUUAUUGUUGUUAUUAAGGACAUUUAUACGUUCAGUAUUAUAAGUACAAAAAUUUUUACAAAGGAAAAAAAAUUCACACCUUGAUGUACAAACAUUACUCUGGUGGGAGUCAUGCUGGUUAUGAUUAUUCCCUCACGCUGGCCCAAGACUCGGUACUGGAGCCGUGUACAUUUGCAUUGCAUGUUAUUCCGAAUACUACAAGGAGACGGGUUGGAGAUGGAUAAAGUCUCCUUAUGAAGUCGUGCCUAGUGAUCCAUAGCUUGGGAACUGAAUAGACAAAGCGGUCUGCCAAAAGCAAAUCACAGCUUCUUUUUUUCUUUAAAGAGUUUAAUCCAAAGCUUUGCGACAGACAUCAUCAUCAUGACUCUACACCUUCCAAAAGAUGAAGGGUUUGAUCAUGCCAUGAAUAUAUAAAUGUAUCACCAAAUUUGGAUUGCACUGUGGAGGAAGGAAUUUUUUUUUUUAAAGAUCUGUUUCUUGUCCUACUUUCUACCUGGACAUACCAGACAAUCUGUAAUGCAUGAAUUCAUCACGUCUUUUGAAUUGUGAAUUAACGUCUCGAUCAUAAGUUGUCAUUUUGAAAAUUAGGAAGUUUAUUUAUGGAUGUGUAAAUGUUUUUUUUUUUUUUUUUUAAAUGAAGGUGUGAAACUGUAGAUGAAGACGCUGUGUUAUUUUCUCUGCAUCUUUCACUGUGCUGUUGUAACUGGAAGUAGUCACUCAGUAAUCUCUUCUCGAGUAGACAUCGUGUGUUUGUUUUUAUUACUAACAAAUAUGAUCAUGUACUCUAUGCAGAAAUGGUACUUUGUAACUUUUUGGUUACUUUAUUUUUCUUACAGCAUUUAGUUUUGGUUUGUGGCCAAAAUAAUUUUUACUGUAACAGGCCUUGUGUUUUGGUUUGCGUAGUGAUGUCUGUAAGUGUGAUGAAGGAAUAAACUGCAGGCAGGA
This is a messenger RNA of Neoarius graeffei (lesser salmon catfish), 14625 nucleotides long. It is a transcript of the gene klhl21, whose product is annotated as kelch-like family member 21. NCBI's taxonomy places the organism in Eukaryota, Metazoa, Chordata, Actinopteri, Siluriformes, Ariidae. The coding region runs from base 197 to 2035 and encodes 612 amino acids. The transcript has 5 exons. The record is from RefSeq and is a predicted model, not a curated record. Gene Ontology annotation, biological process: protein ubiquitination. Gene Ontology annotation, molecular function: protein binding.